Huiozyma naganishii CBS 8797 is the source of this 333-nucleotide messenger RNA. It is a transcript of the gene SMD2, whose product is annotated as mRNA splicing protein SMD2. Gene Ontology annotation, molecular function: RNA binding. The record is from RefSeq and is a predicted model, not a curated record. NCBI's taxonomy places the organism in Eukaryota, Fungi, Ascomycota, Saccharomycetes, Saccharomycetales, Saccharomycetaceae. Gene Ontology annotation, biological process: RNA splicing; spliceosomal snRNP assembly. Bases 1 to 333 code for a protein of 110 amino acids. The transcript is spliced from 2 exons. Gene Ontology annotation, cellular component: U2 snRNP; precatalytic spliceosome; U4/U6 x U5 tri-snRNP complex.
AUGUCUGACCAAAUAAUAGAUCGUCCCAAAUCAGAACUAUCGAAGGAGGAACUGGACCAACUUGAAGAGUUCGAACUCAGACAUGGUCCCAUGUCCCUGAUAAACGAGGCGGUAAUUUCUAGAACACCGGUAAUUAUAUCACUAAGAAAUAACCACAAGAUCAUAGCCAGAGUGAAAGCGUUUGAUAGGCAUUGCAAUAUGGUUCUGGAAAAUGUAAAGGAACUGUGGACCGAAAAGAAGCACAACAAGACCACCAAUAAGGAACGGUUUAUAAGCAAGCUGUUCCUAAGAGGCGACUCUGUAAUUAUCAUUCUGAAGGCCCCCAUCGAGUAA